Molecule: messenger RNA, 1388 nt
Organism: Quercus lobata
Lineage: Eukaryota; Viridiplantae; Streptophyta; Magnoliopsida; Fagales; Fagaceae
Product: E3 ubiquitin-protein ligase RNF170-like
Exons: 5
Coding region: 162-719 (185 amino acids)
Molecular function (GO): ubiquitin protein ligase activity
Source: RefSeq, a predicted model, not a curated record
UGUCUCUAAUUCCAACGUAAGAGAUUUUACCUAACUGGAAUCCGAACCCACGGGACACGCAGUCUAGAGUUCCACUUUUGGUCAGGUGCUAUUCAAAACUUGUCUCCUAAGUAAGUUGUUUUGAAAAAGGCCCAACGAGAGAGAGAGAGAGAGAGAGAGAGAUGGAUGAUCCUUUGGCGAACGAUUGCUGUUCGGUGUGCCGUAGCAGCUUCAAUAUUCCUUGUCAAGCCAAUUGCUCUCACUGGUUCUGCGGCAAUUGUAUUAUGCAGGUUUGGCAUCAUGGUUCAGAACUUCAGCCGUGUAAAUGCCCACUGUGUCGUCGUCAAAUUACCUUGUUGGUUCCUGGAGAGGCUUCAUUAAGGCGGCAUCGUGACCCGGAGGUUGCUGAGAUUCUAAGAAAGGUUGAAACAUACAAUCGCCGUUUUGGUGGGCGUUCCAAUGGUCUGAUUCAGAGAAUGCAGGACCUUCCAUUUCUCCUCCGAAGGUUGUUACGGGAACUGAUGGAUCCUCAGAGAUCUCUUCCUCUUGUCAUCAGAGCCCGUGUCUACAUUGCAAUGAUACUAAGUGCUGUCUACGUACUGAGUCCUGUCGACAUUAUUCCAGAAGGAAUAGUCGGAAUAGUUGGCCUCUUGGAUGAUCUCCUUAUAGUGCUCAUCUGCUUCCUCCAUGUUGCUGCCAUAUAUCGGUCGGUACUCUAUUUCCGUCAUGGAGGUUCAUGAGCUGUUCUAUGGACAUGACAUAUUCAAAACCAAAGAGGAGAGCAGCAAUGAAGGAAAGGAAAGUUUAUACAAUCCCUGCAGAAAGCAAGAUAUGUUUUUGUCUUCUGAUUUCCUACUUGGUGGCACUCACCAAGCCUAGACAGGAUUAACUUCUUGGAUGCACAUGAUUUUAAGCCUAAACCUUUUCUUUUGUACCUUUUACAUAUCACUCUGUUUGUGGCUGCAAAAUAGUGCAAGGCUGCUUCCAUCCAUCUUUUAUCAAACAUGGUAGUUUCUUUCGUAUAUGGGCAACAAGUCAUACUUUCAUUCGAGUUUAUAAAUAGUAUCAUGCUCAUGUUGCUUUAGAUUACACAGGGAAUGGCAUUGCUAUAGUACCGGCACUCUGAAAAUAUCCAAACAGUGUUAUGGUGGUACAGUGCAGACAAUAAUUUGGUUCUUCUACGAGCAAAAGUACCGGAAAAGUAGGUGACCGAUUCACCAAUAUUUGUUUCCUAACUACUGAUGCUUGUGUUGCCCAAAAAUUAAUUCUACUAUUACUCUUGGUUGCCACUGGCAAGGCACCCUGGUCUUAGAAACAAAGGAAAUGUCUACUUUAAUAAGUUGUUUAUUUUUAGUUUUUAAUUACGCACCAUGUAUCUUGUAGAGUUGUAGUAAUUAUUUUCUAUCCCA